Molecule: messenger RNA, 5637 nt
Organism: Pangasianodon hypophthalmus (striped catfish)
Lineage: Eukaryota; Metazoa; Chordata; Actinopteri; Siluriformes; Pangasiidae
Gene: ccdc85ca
Product: coiled-coil domain containing 85C, a
Exons: 7
Coding region: 440-1609 (389 amino acids)
Cellular component (GO): apical junction complex
Source: RefSeq, a predicted model, not a curated record
UUCUCACUCUGCUUCAGCAGGCUCGCUAAGUGCUGAGAGGCAGUCUCUCUACCUGCUCGCGCGGUGGUGUGUGUAUGCGUGUGUAUGCGUGUGUGUGUGUGUAUAAACCGCUCUGUACACGUUUCUCUGUUUUUUAAAGCUUCAGUCACACAUCUGGAGGAAGAGAGGAAAUGUGGAAGAGACCCCUGUUUCAGAAAACGGUUAUGCAUGACCAGAAAGUCUAAUUUCACCUCACCGGACUGAAGAGCUGACCUUCCAGGACGAAGGAUUUCAGAGAUAAAAAAGCAGGAGUUAUCAGUGUUAUUUCGCUUAACAGGUUUCCCACUUCUUGGAUUAAUCUUCAAUACCAUGGGUGUGAUUUUAGAUCUGCUGCAUUUAUGUAGGCAUCAUUAGAUAUCCUUCAGCUUCUUCUCACAGCCGUCCAUCCACGGAAAGGAAUAUGGCAAAAAAUGUGACCGACGUCCCAAGGGAGGAUUUAAGCAAAAUCUCAGACGAGGAACUCCUCAAACUCAGCAAAGAUGAGCUGGUUCGAAAGCUCCGUAGAGUCGACAGCGAAAAGAUCAGCCUAAUGGUGGAGCACGGGAACAUGAUGCGAGAUGUGAACCGGAGACUACAGGUUCACCUUCACGAGAUCCGGAAUCUGAAAGAAGUGAACCAGAAGCUGCAGGACGACAACCAGGAGCUCAGGGAGCUGUGCUGCUUUCUGGACGACGACCGGCAAAAGGGCAAAAAGCUGUCGCGGGAGUGGCAGCGCUUCGGCAGGUACACGGCCAGCGUCGUCUGGAAGGAGGUCGGAUUCUAUCAGCAGAAACUGAAGGAGCUGGAGGUCAAUCAGGAGGCCAUCAUGCACGAGAACGUGGAGUUAAAGGAGAUCAUCGUCAUGCUGGAGGAGGAGAGGAAUGGCGCCGGGUCGAGGAGCUCUAUAGACAGCCAGUCCAGCUUGACCAACCUGAAUGGAGGCACGAAUAACGUGAGGGACGUGGGGGAUGGAAGCAGUACGUCCAGUACGGGAAGCGCUGGAAGCCCAGACCACCAUCACGGUCACGGGCACAAACCUGUCGAGGGCAAGGUGGCAGCCAUCAGAAGAUCUAUGGAUGAUCUAUCGACUAACCACCUCCACAGGAGCAUACCAAAUGGACUGAACGAAUCCUCGAAUUACAUCCGUCAGCUAGAGACGAAAGUCCGGAUUUUAGAGGAUGAUAACAAGCAGGUUUUCUCCCAGGGGAAUGUUGGUGAUUUGAAGACGUUGAAGAAAGGCUUGUCGUUGUAUCACUCCGAGUCCCAGCUCUCUGCGCUUUCCAAGCAGCAAGACGCCUUACAGAACGGCACUGCUCGACUCCCGGGUGGAGAUCUGCCCUCGCCCAUCACCCCCUACAUGACGUCCUCUCAGAAACCCGAAGCUCUGGUUCAUGCCAUGAAGGUAUUGGAGGUCCACGAGAACCUGGAUAGACAGAUUCCUGAGGACUACGAGGAGGAUCUCAGUGAGAAAGAGAAAGCUAUCGUGAGGGAAAUGUGUAAUGUGGUGUGGCGUAAGCUCGGUGAUGCAGCAGGCUCCAAGCCGUCCAUCCGGCAGCAUCUCUCUGGAAACCAGUUUAAAGCCCCGAUGUAGCUCCAGCCUCGAUCAGCACACACCAACACGCCAGUCCGUCCAGAACCAGCGCAACUUCAGAGCACUUCAGAAAGCAAUCAGAGUACAAACCUGCACUCCUAUGGCUCCAUGCCGGCAGCCAUGUUUUAGCGUACAUUAGGGUCCAUGCAGUCAGCACAAGCUGACUUAACACGCUGAUUUUUUUUUUGUCCACUCAUCUAAACAGGAUUUAAGGCAGCUAGUGGUAUCCAUUACCUAAUGGACAUUGAGACUGGUUUUAGUUAGAAAUCCUGACUUUACACUCCACCAGCAAUGGAGCUGGUUCACUCAGUCGUAAAUGAUCCUAAAGCAUUAAGACCUACUUCAGGAGAAUAAACCAUCAUGAAGGACGGAUGCGAAACGAGAUGUAGCAAUCUACCCUCUGUUCCUCCUUUCUCUAGAGAGGUUUACACAAGUACACGCCAGGAUUGCUUCACUCCUUUUCGUCUGCUUCCAUUUUUAUGUAUUUCCCCAAGAUAUAAACACUUGGUGUUAGAAAGAAACCAGUCAGUGUUUUCUUAACCCAAAUAGACGUCCAGCAUAUGAAAAACAGCCCUCUUUGGCUGUUGAGGACAAAUUAUGGGCGAUUAUUUUCAUUAGGACGAACUCCAUCUCAGUGUCAUACAGUGUCUCACUUUUAAGGCAUUUUAUUUUAGACCAAUUUGACAAUCGUUUGUAAAUGAUAAACUAUUAAAAUCCUAAAGCUAUAUGACCUUAUGCAGUUAGUCCCUUUAACACCGGGUAAGGUAGCUUAGCAUUGGCUAAUUAUGUGGUCUUGAGUAAAAGCACUCCUGUACUAAUGAAGCUUUAGAUCCAGCACAGACGUCUGAACCGGGGUUUGUUACUGAAUUCUGUCUCAGCAAAACAGUACGAAGUCUUAAUGUUGUCUGAAAACACGUAGCUGAGUUGUUUACGUUGUGAGACUAGCCGUACGUUCACACUAACAAACAACAAAACGACAAAGAAACCGUUCAUUUUUGAUCAAGCGACAUUUGCAUUGAGAUUUUAUCAAUUCUAUACAAAGUAAGUAUGACGUGGUUAUGUGACAAAUCCAAACGAUUGGUUCAAAUGAUUCCUCAUCCUUGUGGUGUAACGUUUCUUAAAACUUAUAAACGCUAUAUCCUGAACUCUAAUUAAAUGUUUAGAGAGACAUUACGAAGAAACAUAAAGCUUGGAAGGAAGUAGCAGAAAACGUUGGUGUCUCUGAUGAGUACGUAGCUAGCACUGAAUACACAGCUAGUUCGAGCCCAGGCACGUAGCGUAAAUCAAGUAACCAGUUUUCACACUGAUUAAUGUGUUAUUUCAUUUGUGUUAAUCAGGUUAGCUUUAGAAGCUAAAUAUAGCUACUACUGUUUCUCAUUGGAACUAAAACAAACAAACUCAAAAAAGAGGCAAUGCCCACAAGAGACAAACUACAAGCGACACACAGUACUAGUGUGAACGUAAGGUUAGGACUGGUUUAUGAGAUCUCUAGACAAACGUUCUGUCGUACAUGUACAUGAGAUUCAGCAGAGUCAGGUAUGAAAUUUUGUGUAGAUGAGGAAAUUUGUGCUGUUUAAAGGUGCGGUUUGUAAUUUGCUAGAGUUUCUAUUAUAUGUAAUCAUAUUUCAACGAUAUGAAAACUGUGUUUGAAAUAUGAAAAUAUUGAUUCGCAUUGGAUCUCUUUGUUUUUUUUUUUAUUUCAGGUUUUAAUUUACACUUUUCUGGCCCUGAAAUAGGCUCCGCCCCAAGUGGAACGGAGCUACUCAGGCCAGAUUAUGCCCAUUUUCUGUAAAAAGGAAACUAUUGAUGUAUUUGUUGUUUUACCCAAGCAGGUGUGUUGAUUGUAAAGUUUUGAUUGCAGAGCUCUAAAAAUGACAAACUGCACCUUUAACAUCUUCACUGCGUAUGGAAGACUCGGUACUGCCACAAAAGAUAUUUGCUGCAUUUGUGCAAAGCUCUAACCAGAAUGUUUAAAGUCUCAAUGAUGUAACUGUAAAGUCUCAAUGAUAUUUUUCCUUGCUCUGAUUUUUCAAGAUUUUUCUCUCGCAGAAGAUAACGAGUAACGUGUGAGGAUUUCACUUCCGGCAGCUCAGGGACUUUUGCUCAUUGCCGUCGUCAUGACAAGAACGAGUGCGGAGACAGUGAAGAGAACGUCUCAUAGUCACAUGACUAACCUUAAUUCCAUCAGAACGUCAGAUCUUUCUGAAUAUUUGUGUAUUUUUUUACACAAAUAUGGAGAAAUGUGAAUGUAGCAUAGCGCUGUGUUACAAAUAUGAACAAAACACCAAUAUAUAUCAUUAGCAUCAGCCUUCAGAGAGGAGGUUUUCUACUUAAAGCUUUAAACGACUGGCUGUAAAUUUAGAAAAGUAUACAUUGGGUAUAAAUAAAAUCAAAUCUAGAGUGUGCCUCAUGAAUAAGUCCUUCAAUACACAGAUGUAGACACCAAGUAAGGAAUAAAACACUUCGGGGCAUGCUGUUAUAGGAAAAUAAUCAACUUUCAGGUGAUGUAAUGUGGCUACUACCCUGAAGUUAUUUUCCUACAACAGCAUGCCUUGAAGUGUACAGAAAUGUACAACUUUUAUUUAUUAAAGAACUACAUGUUGUACUUUUUAUCCGUUUAUCGUUACAUUUAAUAUUUUGGGAAAAAUUAGCUCCGGUUCUCACUUACAUUAUAGCAGCUAUAAACAGUCCCUUCACCAGCCUCUUUUUUUCCACUAAGACAAAAAAAAGCAGCUUGUCAUGUUCUCGAGAAACCAGAGCUCCUCCGUCCUGAAAACCUACUGACACUGGAGACUCCUUCCUCGAAUGUUAAACAAACAUCUCCUUACAGAAUCAUAUCAAUGAUUACAUAUUUUUAAGUCUUUUUUUUUUUUGCCAGUUUACGCACAGCGUCCACGAUGCAAGUCCCUUCGUAAGCUGUUACUAUAGAAACCAUAACGCAUCAACACCUUCUAACCAAUCAGAAUCCAGAAUUUAUCAGCGCCUUGGGUUUAUCGUUAUCUGUAGCAUGAUGAGUGACUGAAAUAAAUUAAAACAGCUUUUGGCUGGCAGUGUAGCGUCCAAAAUAUCCCAGAAUUCUGUGUUUGGAGCCCCGAAGGAAAGAGUUUGACGUGAAUGAGUCGGACGUUUCUGGAACAUCAGCAGCUCUCUGGCUCACAAACACACACACACACACACACACAGUAAGAGCACAUGAGCAAGGAGGAAAGGAAGCAUGAGCAAAGUUCUUAAUUGAAGUACAAUAAUUCGAGAAGCCAUAAUAAUUUUUUUGUAUUUUUAAUUACUUCAGAGAGAAAAGGUUUUGCAAAGUCAGAAAUUUCAGAUUCUCCUUGUUGUAAAAGCACUUUAUCGGUGCUGCUCUGAUAUAAAGUCAGAUGAAUUUUGUUGGUUUCUUCUUGAGCCAAGAUGCAGCAGGUGGCUUUUGGCAGUCUUGUGUGAGUGUGUGUUUUAAUUUUUUUUUUUUUUUUAUGUCUGGGAUGUGACUGAACAAAAACGAGCAGCAAUCAUUUGAAAGAUUAAAAAAAAAUAGUUUCUAUUUUGAUAUUUCUAUGAAAAAUGAAAGGAUGCUCUAAAAGAUGAGCGGUCAACAUUUGAACUAUUUUUUGGGGGGGAGGAAAAAGUGUCCUUCCUGUCCAAGUAGUCUAAACUACUGACUCUUUUUUUUAAUAUUUGUUAAUUUGAAAACACAAAAGAAAAAAAAAAUCCAUGAAUCCCAGACUGCUAUUUUCCUAACCUUGCUUUCAAAUGCACUGCUUCGUUUGUGAGCGAGGAGGUGAUGUGAUGAUGUGAAGAUCUCUAACUCGAGUCUGUGUUUGUGCCACCUGAGCAAACUGUUGUAGGAGAUCUCGCUGUGUAAAUACCUCUUUCCUGUAGAAUAUCUGUAACUAGCAUGCCUUUAUUAUUAUUAUUAUAAUUUUUUUUCAUAAGAACUGUGCUGUAGGUUUCAUUUAGGAAAUGAAAAGCCGUCGAGAUGAAACUCAGUGCACUUCCUGUAGAUGAUUGAAAAUAAAAUGUACACUCUUUGUAAA